Panicum hallii is the source of this 2995-nucleotide messenger RNA. RefSeq lists its product as uncharacterized. The record is from RefSeq and is a predicted model, not a curated record. Bases 26 to 2707 code for a protein of 893 amino acids. Gene Ontology annotation, biological process: carbohydrate metabolic process. The transcript is spliced from 11 exons. Lineage: Eukaryota; Viridiplantae; Streptophyta; Magnoliopsida; Poales; Poaceae.
GCCGAUCGAGCCGGCGGCGCGAGGCAUGGUGGUGGCUCGGCCGGCAUUGGCCAUGGCGGCGGUGCUGCUGCUGUGCGCGGGUCGCGGCGCGGCGCUGCACCUGUGCACGGACCGGCUGUUCAACGACACGCAGGGGCGGCACGACGACGGGCUCCCGCACCUCACCCCGACGGAGGAGGCCACGUGGAUGGCGCUGCUCCCGCGCAGGCUCCGCGGCGGCGGCGGCGCCCGCGCUGAGUUCGACUGGCUGGCGCUCUACCGCAGCCUCACGCGCGGCGGCGGGGAGGAGGGCGGCAGGCCGCCGGGCCCGGGGGAGCUGCUGUCGCCGGCGCCGCUGCACGACGUCCGCCUCGAUGCCGGCUCGCCGUCGCCCUCGUCCAUGUACUGGCGGGCGCAGCAGACCAACCUCGAGUACCUGCUCUACCUCGACCCCGACCGCCUCACCUGGACCUUCCGCCGCCAGGCUGGCCUGCCCACCGUCGGUGACCCCUACGGUGGGUGGGAGGCGCCCGGCGGCCAGCUCUGCGGCCACUUCGCAGGGCACUACCUGAGCGCGAGCGCGCACAUGUGGGCGAGCACGCGCAACCGCACCCUCAGGGAGCGGAUGGCGAGGGUGGUGGACGUCCUCCACGGUUGCCAGAAGAAGAUGGGCACGGGCUACCUCGGGGCGUACCCCGACACCAUGUUCGACGCGUACGAGCAGCUGGACGAGGCGUGGUCGCCGUAUUACACCACACACAAGAUAAUGCAGGGACUUCUUGACCAGUAUACUCUAGCUGGGAAUAGAAAAGGUCUUGAUGUGGUGGUGUGGAUGGCCGACUACUUCGGCAACCGCGUGAAGAAUCUGAUACAGAACUACACUAUCCAGAGGCAUUGGGAGGCAAUGAACGAAGAGACCGGUGGAUUCAACGAUGUCAUGUACCAGCUGUAUACUAUAACAAAAGACCAGAAGCAUUUGACGAUGGCUCAUCUUUUCGAUAAACCAUGCUUCCUUGGACCUCUCGGUCUUCGGAAGGAUGACAUAUCAGGUUUGCAUGUUAAUUCCCAUCUCCCUGUCCUAGUUGGCGCACAGAAGAGAUAUGAAGUCAUCGGCGACAAUCUUUACAAGGACAUCUCGAUGUACUUGUUUGAUGUGGUAAACUCUUCUCAUACAUUUGCAACAGGAGGCACAUCUACCAUGGAACGCUGGCAUGACCCAAAGCGACUGGUGGAUGAGAUCAAGAUCAGCUCGAACGAAGAGACCUGCGCCACCUACAACCUCCUCAAGGUGUCACGGAACCUGUUCCGGUGGACGAAGGAAGCCAAGUAUGCAGACCACUACGAGAGGCUACUCAUCAACGGGAUCAUGGGCAACCAGAGAGGAACACAACCUGGAGUCAUGCUGUAUUUCCUUCCCAUGGGGCCUGGCCGAUCCAAGAGUGUCAGCGGACAGCCACCCUCGGGCCUUCCCCCAAUGAACCCAGGGGGUUGGGGAGGUCCAAAUGACACCUUCUGGUGCUGCUAUGGAACAGGGAUAGAGUCUUUCUCAAAGCUAGGAGAUUCCAUUUAUUUCGUGGAGGAGGGUAAAACGCCAGGACUCUACAUUAUCCAGUACAUACCGAGCAUUUUCGAAUGGAAAUCCGCAGGUCUCACUGUCAAGCAGCAGGCCAAAACUCUCUUCUCAACGGAUACUUAUUUUGAAGUUUCUCUCACCAUUUCUGCAAAGGGAGACGCCCAACUGGCAAAGGUGAGCGUGAGGAUCCCAUCGUGGACAUCCAUAGAUGACGCAACAGCGACUCUGAAUGACCAAAAGCUCAACCUGACAGGCACUGGCAGCUCCAGUAAUGGUAGUUUCCUCACAGUGACCAAGCACUGGGAUGAAGACACCUUGACCCUGAAAUUCCCCAUCACCCUUAGAACUGAGGCAAUCAAAGAUGACAGGCCGGAGUACGCAUCCAUCCAGGCAGUGCUGUUCGGGCCGCACCUCCUCGCCGGCCUGACGCACGGCAACCUGCCGGUGACGGACAGCAACCACUCCAACGACGGGCUGACCCCGGGCAUCUGGGAAGUGAACGCCACCAACGCCUCUUCCGUCGCCGGCUGGGUCACCCCGCUCGCAUCCGGGUCGCUCAACCUGCAGCUGGUCACCCUGACCCAGAGCACCGGCGGUCGGACGCUCGUCCUGUCGGUGUCGAUCGCCGACGGGAGGCUGGCGAUGCAGGAGAAGCCCGCCGCCGGGACCGACGCGUGCGUGCACGCCACGUUCCGCGUCUACGGCCCCGCCGUCGCCAGCGGCGGCGGGGUGGAAGGGCCGAACAUGACGAUCGAGCCGUUCGACCGGCCGGGCAUGGCGGUCACCAACGCCCUCGCCGUCGGCCGCCCGGGUGGCGGCCGGGACACGCUGUUCAACGCCGUGCCGGGACUCGACGGCGCGCCGGGCCUCGACGGCGCGCCGGGCUCGGUGUCCCUGGAGCUAGGCACCCGGCCGGGGUGCUUCGUGACGGCGCCCGCAGCGGCGUCCGGCGGCGCGAACGACACGCGGGUCGGCGUCAGGUGCCGGGGCGACGGCGAUGACGAGGCUGCGAGCUUCGCGCGGGCGGCGCCGCUGAGGCGGUACCACCCGCUGAGCUUCGCGGCGCGCGGCGCGGAGCGGGGCUUCCUGCUGGAGCCGCUGCGGAGCCUCCAGGACGAGUUCUACACCGUCUACUUCAGCCUCGUCUCCGGCUAGCUGCUGACGGGGUCGGAGGUGCACCACGCGCUGCCUGCCUCCACGUGAGUCAACUGGUGGAGGUCCGGACAGAUCACACUAGCUACUCGCUGUGCUCGGACUGUACAAGGGCACCCUGCAUCCCCCAUGAACAAUACGGCAAUGGAUAUUAUUGGACGCCAUAGAUGCCACUUGGUCUAGAUUCCCCACGGCGAUGAAGGCCCCAUUUAGAACACAAGAAUUUUACAUGAACAAAAUAUACAAUUUCAUCGCAAACGAUUCAUUUCGCACGAGAAUCGUUUUUUUUUC